Messenger RNA from Arachis ipaensis, 519 nucleotides. The record is from RefSeq and is a predicted model, not a curated record. NCBI's taxonomy places the organism in Eukaryota, Viridiplantae, Streptophyta, Magnoliopsida, Fabales, Fabaceae.
ACAUAUUAAAAAAAAAUCAAAAUUGUUCUUCAUCUAUGUUAAACAUAUUAAAAAAACAAAAAACCAAAAUUAUUCUUCAUCUGGGUAUCUCGGUUCAGAAACCUUCUCGUUCAUGCCUCAUCGAAUACAUAAAAUCAGUGCCGGCCCUCUCCUCUAAGAUCGGCAACGACUUUGACACCUUGUCCGUCAAAGAAGUUGGAGUUGGCAACCUUAACUUCGUCUUCAUCGUUCUCAAUUCCACAGGUUCUUUUGUCAUCAAGCAGGCUUUGACUUAUAUUCGCUGCAUUGGGGAGUCAUGGCGGAUGACGAAGGAGAGAGCAUAUUUUGAAUACUUGGGGCUGAAAGAAGAGGGUCGCUUGAGCCCUGAGCAUGUUCCUGAAGUUUACCACUUUGACUGUUGAUAAACCACUAUUUUAUGAUUCAUCUUGUGCUCAAUUGAGUGUUUUUAUCAAUUCUUCACCCACUUAUUUAUAAAAUUUGUAUGGUUUUACAAUUCCUUCCUUAUUAUAUGAUAUAUGU